Molecule: messenger RNA, 5784 nt
Organism: Solea senegalensis (Senegalese sole)
Lineage: Eukaryota; Metazoa; Chordata; Actinopteri; Pleuronectiformes; Soleidae
Gene: cc2d1b
Product: coiled-coil and C2 domain containing 1B
Exons: 25
Coding region: 314-2965 (883 amino acids)
Biological process (GO): regulation of transcription by RNA polymerase II
Cellular component (GO): nucleus
Molecular function (GO): RNA polymerase II cis-regulatory region sequence-specific DNA binding; DNA-binding transcription repressor activity, RNA polymerase II-specific
Source: RefSeq, a predicted model, not a curated record
AGACACACGGAAUUCUCCGCGACGGAAACAGACGACUUCCGGUGCACAAAUUAACUUUUUAACGGUCAUACUCUCGCAGCAUGGCUAGCUAACGGCUAACAGUCGAGUUGUCAGAUCGUUGUCAGUGUGUGUGUGUGUGUGUGUGCCACCUGACAACCGCUCACAUGAUUCUAACUACAGCUACUGCUAACAACGGCAACAAGCUUUUUAAUGGACGUGUUCGUGUUUUAGGCGUCGUUUGGCUCACUGGAGAGUCGCCGAGGGGCUUGUUAAGCAACCAACCACCAUCAUCGUCAUCAUCAACAUCAACAACAUGUUUGGUAAAAAGAAGAGAGCUCCACAGCCCAGACGUCAGGGCGCUGCUGCUGCCAUGCAGUUUGGUCUGUUUGUCGACCCUGAUGAGAUGAUGAUGGGAAUGCAGGAGGACAAUCUGAAUGACUCAGACCUGGAGGAUGAACUUGCUUCUAUCACUGGAAGUAAAGCUGUCAGAGAGAAAGCCAAGCAGAGGGGCAAGAGCCCUUUGCCAAUGGAAGACAUCGCAAAAAUGGCCGAUGAGUGUAUGAGGGACGUGGACGAUGAAGAUGACGAUUACGUGGAAGACGAUGAAGAUCUUUUGGCAGAGCUACAGGAAGUGGUGGGUGAGGGCGAAGCUGAGGAUGACGUAACUGUUUCCUCCACAUCUCCUGCCACUGUCAACAUUUCCAAAGAUGAAACACCAGUGUCCCCACCGCCUCAGCAGGAAGCGAAGGUCUCCUCAGCGGCCCCCGGCAGCCUACAGCACACCCUAGAGGAGAGGAUGGACAUGUACAAGACGGCCUUACAGAACGCCAAGAGUGCAGGGGAGGCUUCUAAAGCCAGAAGGUUCGAUCGUGGUUUGAAGACACUGGCGUCCAUGUUAACUGAUCUGAAAAAGGGAAGGUCUGUGAGCGAGGCAGAUAUCCCGCCUCCUGUUGCCACUGGUGCCCCCAGCACUGCCUCUCGUCCCACCGUCCCCGCACGACCUGCUCCCCCUGUGCCCUCUCACCCCGAAUCCACUCCAUCAGAUCAGCAGGAGGAGUCUGAGGCCACAGCGCCACCUCCUGGCGUGCCAGAGAUCAUGACACCCACCACUGAAGAGGAGCUGUCGUCCUCCACCGCCACACCUCACCUGAGCUGCGUCCCCUCUCCAGAGGAGCAGACAGAGGAACCUGCUCUCCUGCUGCAGACCAGUCACACAGAUGCGAACGAGGCGACAAAGGCGAUGCUUUUGGAGAGGCAGAAAGAAUACAAGAUGGCAGCUCUGAAAGCCAAGAGAGAGGGAGACGUGGAGCAAGCGAAACUUUUCUUCAGGACCAGUAAGAAAUUCGAUCCAGUUAUUGAGGCACUGGAGAAAGGACAAGCAGUGGACCUGAGUGGCAUUCCACCUCCUCCAGGCCAGCUUUCAGACGGGAGCUCUGCCCCACUGACAGAACCUUCCUCUGCUGAAAACACACAGGCCACGCAGCCCCCUGCAGCUCCAGCCCCUGCAGCGUCAUCGGUUCCUGUGGCUCCCAAAGACGUGCUGGAGGCCCUUGAGCAGAGACUAGCCAAGUAUGUGGAGGCAUCUGCUCAAGCCAAAGCCAGUGGAAAUGACCGCAAGGCACGAAUGCAUGACCGCAUUGCUAAGCAAUACCAGAGUGCCAUCCGAGCUCAUAAAGCAGGAAAACCAGUUGACUUUGACGAGCUGCCAGUUCCUCCAGGUUUUCCUCCAUUGCCAGGUCAGAAAGCAACAGGAGCUGAGCAGGGGAUUAUUGCUGCUCUAGAGGCAGCCAGUAAGCUCACUUCUACCGAUGUUACUGAAGCACCAGAUGAAGACGAUGAAGAGAAAGAGGAGCCUGCUGCUGUUCCAGAGGAGCCAAAGAAAACCACGUUAGACGUCUCCACUGCAGGUCAAAGACGGAAAAGGACUCCUUCACCUUCACCUGACAGAUCAACUCACAGGGAAGGACUUUCCCCAACAGCGGUUCAGCAGCUGGAGUUCCUGGAGGGUCGGAAGAAGCAGUACAUGAAGGCUGCACUGCAGGCCAAGCAGAAGAACGAUUUGGAGCAGGCCAAGACUUUCCUCCGCACGGCCAAGGGUUUCGAACCCAUGAUCGACGCAGUACGCAGCGGGAAAAGUGUGGACAUCAGUACGGUGCCGUCGCCCCCUGGUGACGACGAGGAGGACUUCAUCCUGGUUCAUCACAGGGACGUUCAGCUCUCCGAGAAAGACGAGCAGGUUUACACACAACUGGCCAAGAUGCUCAAAGAACAGUACGAGAAAUGUAUGACUCACUCCAAGCAGUUCACACACCUGGGAAACAUCUCUGAAACUACAAAGUUUGAGAAGAUGGCGGAGAGCUGUAAGAACAGCCUGGAGGUGCUGAAGCUGGCUCAGACGAGGGGUUUGCCUCCUCCUAAAUAUCACUUUGAGCAGAAGUCGUUCCACACCGUCAGGAUAUUUCCAGAGCUGAGCAGUACUGACAUGGUUGUUAUAAUCGUUAAAGGGAUGAAUCUUCCUGCACCAAGUGGAAUUCAAACCAAUGAUCUGGAUGCCUACGUCAAGUUUGACUUCCCCUUCCCCAGCUCGGAGCAGUCUCAGAAACACAAAACUGCCGUCAUCAAGAACACUAACUCUCCAGAAUACAACCAGAGCUUCACCCUGUCAAUCAACCGCAACCACCGCGGCUUGAGGAGGAUAGUGACUUCUAAAGGCCUCAAGCUGGAGCUGCUGCACAAAGGCGGUUUCUUCCGGAGCGACAAACCGAUUGGAACGGCCGUGGUGAAGAUGGACAAACUAGAGUCACAGAGUGAAAUCAGGGAAAUCGUAGAGGUGAUGGACGGUCGCAAAGCCACCGGAGGACGUGUUGAAGUGAAGGUGCGACUGCGGGAGCCUCUGAGUGGUCAGGACAAGCAGACGAGCACAGAGCGCUGGCUGGUGAUCGACCAGUCACAGGUUCUUCUUUAGAUGAUCCUACAAGAUAUACACGCUACAAGAUUAGGUCUUUGUCUUCUGGAUUAAAGGCACUCAAUCAAAAACACCCAGAGGAGGAAGAAGACGUGGAGAGGGGAAGGUGUGGACAGUUUGAACCUUCACAGGUCUUUGACCUUUUAAAGCGUUUGCACAUUAGACACAGGAGCGCCCUCUCACUGAAGUCAAAGGAACUGCUGCAGGGACGUGGAGCAUCAGAGUGAUGCUGAGAGAAAAACACUCAACAUUUAUCCAUGAAGGUUUUCUUGUCCCAUUAGUGCGCCUCCUGGUGGAAGACAGUUAACAUUGAAGGGGAGUUGAGCUGCCCUACAUGAAUAUAGUUAAUAUAAUAUAGAGAAAAGAAUGUGUACAUAUUCCUCAUAUUACACAGCUCUGGUAUCUAUGCACUAAUACCAAAGUAAUCACUGUUGCUGUAAAAUCCUGCAUAUUUGAACUUGCCUCAAGCUGCCAAACCUGCAACUGGAAAGGUUAAAAUAUGCUGUGGGAUAAGAAAAUGUCAGGGUUUUUCUUUUUUCUUUCUUUUCUUGUGAAAGUAUCAGGCAGAUGCAGAUGCGGCACCUCACAAGAUAUUAAGAUACUGAACAAGGUACGGUUAUGAUUAUAUUAAAGACCACACUCCCUAUUUGGCACCAUUCACUUUGAUUACGUCGUUUAAACUGCGGUCACUACACUUCACACUUUGACACAUUUGUUUACACUCAACAGCACAAAUCUGAGACACUAUGGCAAGUGGUUCCAACAUUAAAUCAGUAGACAGGAUAUUCAUUACCAAUAUCUGUGACAUCAUUCUUACUCGUCAUAACUACAGUUACAGAUAUCUGAUUCAGUUUUUACCUAGAGUUGGAUAUCUCUUAAUUCCAGUGUCAGAUAUCUACGUCAUUAUUUCUAGUCAUAAGAUAUAUUUAAUUAUCCUCAUCUGAAGAUAUCUAACUUGUCCUUUUUAGAUACUUGAAUUAAGUGUUGCAUUGUCAUAAUGAAGUUGUAGGUUUCUGAAACUGGAAUUAGAUACAUCAUUUUCCAAAAUGACAAACCCCAUACACAUGAAUUGCAAAAGUGAUGUUUUCCCUAGUAAAAACUGAAUUAUGUAUAUCAGAAACUGAAAAUGACAACACAGAUAUCUGUAAUGGUGAUUCCAGAUCGUCAGACUUGUCUAAAAAACCUUGUCUUACAUGUGAAGAGCAGUAGCUUCACAUUUCCAGUCCAGAAAACUAAAUACUACUUUAACUUGAACAGAUAUUCACUCUUUCAUAAGUAAACAUCAUUGGCUGAGUUAUUUUAUUUAAAAACCUUUUGGGAAAUGUCUGUUAAAUACUUACCUGUAGUCAGAAUGCAAUUAGCUUAGCUUAGUUUAGCAUAAAGCUUUCUCCAGAGUGCCCAACAGCACCACAUGCUAAUUUAAUGAUUUCAUUGACCCACUAUCGCUACCAAUUAUUAGCAUAAACACUAUUUUUUCUACGAAUAUGCUGUGCGGCUACUUCCUUUCAAAACAACUGAUGACAUUUUUGAUGAGUUUAAAUAAACGGUAAAUAUUAUAUUUUGGUUUAGUAGUUAAUCUUAUUAAAAAAACAAACAAAAAAAACGCGUUUUAGAGCUAGCCAGGCUAAGUAAUUUAUGCUAAGCUAAGCUAAUAGCCUUCAUGUUGACCCUACAGUCUGACUCAGGCAGAAAGUAAAGUAUUUCUUUAAAGUUAUUUUCAAAACUAUGCAUCAGUUCUUCUGUCAUGUGGUGGUUACAGAAUGUUCCAGUGUUUUAAAGGGUCAGUUCACCCAAAUUACAAAGAAGAAAUAUAAAACAUUCAUCUAAAACAAAUCAGUCAUGACAUAUUUUUUUGAGGUACUUUUGAUGGAAAACUAAAAUGUUUUGAUUUCAAUUGGCAUGGUAACCUUUACAUCAGCUUAAUAAUGAUUGGUAGAUUUAAUUAAGUAUGUAUAAAUUCCAAAACAAUUGUUGAAUGGACACUAACAGAACUAACUACAGCAUUUAACCUGAUUAUUUUGGCCAUAUCAUGGGGAAACUUUUAAAUGUUAUGGAUCACAAAAUACAGUGUGACACUGGUGUUCGGUGGUGGUGUUAUGAGCACCGACAGUGGUUUAAAAGAAAGCAGAUACAUCCACAACUUGGAUGAAGAUUCAUAUAUUUCUCUAGUAGCCUCAUUGUUUUCUAUUAUAAGCCACAAAAAAACAGAUUAUGUGCCAAAUUCUCAGGUUUUUUCCCCAUCAUAGAUUAGCUGACAAACACAGCAGAGCAGCUUAUAAACUAAUAUUUCCAUCAGCAGUUUUAAUUUGUUCGGUUGUCUAGGUUACCGUUGCUCUGCUGCAAAAUAAAGCAGCCACACAUGAGAAAGUUGUGUGUCGGAGUAGCUGGGUUUGUCAGUUGAGUGAACUGACCCUUUAAAGUUUCAACUGAAGCUUUGAAAGAAAAAGAAAAAAGCCAUAAGUGAACAUACUGAGCCGAUCACACGACUCACAUUUCCAACGGCUUUACCUCAACUCUGUCUUUCCAAUGUGUGGUCACAACAUUUCUGUUUCUCUGAAUCUGUCACGGACACGUCGCAUGAACUCACUUUUACCAAACAUUUUAGUUUCUGUUGAAAUAUUUCUCUCCUUUUUGAAUUCACAAAAAAUGCCUCGGUUAUAGAAACAAGAAUAUAUUGUUUUAAAAUGGUCUCUAUCCUGCUUUAAAUGGUCUAUUAAAAUAUCUUGUUUUUAUUUUGAACUUGUUUUUAUUUUAUUCUUUGAAUAUGGAAAGUGAAUUGUUGACGUUGAACAGAAGAAAUUAAAUACAAAAAGCACUUA